AAAUGAUAUUUAUUAUUUAUUUAGUAUUGUUUUCAAUGCUGCCACCACACUACGUAAGACAUAAUUUCGUACGCAGUCGGUGAUAUUUACAACUAUUAUUUCCCUAGUGUUUUGACAAAUACAAUACAAUUUUCUACUAAUUGUUAUUCAGAACACUAUUUCUUUGAUCUGGUACUGAAAGAGGUUGAAACAUCUUGAAAUAUAGUGAAAAUGUUUUGUUAACAGUUGAAGUCGGCAUAGUGGAUUCUUUUUGACAAAAUAUGGUCGUACGUUUCGCCUGAACAGAUCAGUGAUGACUGAACAAACUGAAGAUUGUUAUUUAGACGGAGAAGUAGUAUGGGUGAAGCUUGGCUCAUGCUGGUGGCCCGGUGAGGUGGUGGGCUCGGAAAAGCUCCCACCAGAUGUAUUGCCAUCAUUUCGGAAACCUCCUAUUGCUGUGGUCAAAUUUUUCCAAGAGGACACCUUUGAAUAUGUCAAGAACAAUAAUUCUAUCUAUAAAUAUAAUUGCAGUCGAAAAAAUGAAUUUAUCAACAAAGGACUAUAUAUGUACAGAACUAAACAUGGGCUCAUGGAAAAGUUCCCAGAAGAUGUUAUUCGAGCAGAGACAGCGGUUGGUGGUGACAUUACGAUUCUAACCAGAGAUGAGUUCCAAGAGACCAAAAAGGAGAGCUAUGCUGGCAUUUUUGGUGACUCAAGUAAAACACCUGGGUCAGGAAAAAAAGGAAAAGGCAAAGUAAAAUCUUCAGAGUCAUCAAAAUUAUUUACACCUAUGAGAAAGAUCAAAGAAAAAUCUGACUACAAGGUACACAUUUUAGUUCAAGGUUCAAAUACACCUAGUCAACCAAUAGAAGGUCCAUCAACACCAUCAACUAGUUGUACUGAAUCUGAUGUAACAAAUGAAAAAUCACCAACUAUAGAAAAUACACCCGAAUCACUGCCAUUAACUCCAUCAUGCUCAAGUUCUGGAAUCUACUCUUGUCAUGCUUGUCCAUUCUCUACAACACGUUUAAAUGUCUUAAUUUUACAUAAUAAAACACACAGCGUCACAUUUACAGCAUACACACCAUCACCUGUUCGGAAAAAACCUGUAAAAUCUUCACCAAAGUCUACUUCCAGCAAACAGAUAACACCAAAAAUUAGGCGACCACGUAAGGAAAAGUCAGAUAUCGGUUCUAAAAAAACGGUCAAAUCAUUAAAACGUGUCCCAGAAGAUGGCAAUGAUAAUAGUACUCAUAUUAAAAAGCUUAAAACUGAUGAAGAAAUUAAAAGUAGUCUUUUAGCAGAUUGGGAUGAUGUAGAUGACGAAGAAUCAAAUGACGAGUAUCAAUCAUCUACUAUGGUAAUGGCUGGUUUGCCGGAAGCAGCAGUUGCAACUGAAUCACCCGCGGUUCCUACUUCUGCUGAACUACCCGUUACUCAAGGUUGUAGAGAAAUGUCACCCCCAACUGAUAAACGAUGCGACGAUUUGUCUACUAAUGAAAAAGCAGAAUGUUCUAGUGACUCUAAAUAUGAAUUUUGUGAAGAUGAAGAUUGGCCUUUAGAAACAGAUGCAGGUCGAAAAAUUCCGAGAGUUAAAAAUGCCUCCAAACGAAAAGACGAUACUAAGAGUGUUAGUUUAGACGACGAUGAAAUGGCUAAAGAAGUUGCUGAAUUACUCAGUAAAACGGCGGUCCCAGAAUUACCUUCAGUGCCGGAAUCAUUAAAGGUAGAGGAAAAUUUUCCUGAGCCUUCUAUCGUGAAAUCCCCGGAUAAAAAAUCUGAAAAUUUGAGUGAAUCAUCUCAAAAUUCUGUAAAGGUUACAGAAAAACAACCUACAAAAGCAAUUUUUAAAACUAAAACAUUUUUUCGUAGCCGACACUCUAGAAGUCAAGAUGCAAUAGGUAAAUACGUAGCGGAACAGUUAAAUGCCGUAGAAAGAAUGGAUAUGUCAGAAAACGAGAUCAACGGUUCCGAUGCUGUAUCAUCACCAGAAGCAAGGGAUACUUCCCCGGUGGAACAAGUAAAAGUAGCUAGAUUAGCACCAAAAAUCCAGCUAAAGAAAAUGAAAGCAGAAGCAGCACAAAUGCGAGAGAAGGAGAGAAUCAAUAAAGACCAAAUUGUUGAAGAGUUAAGUAUUCCAGUUCCAUCUGUCGCAUCUAAAUCAGAUGAUAAAUUUACCACUAACGUAUUCACAAAUAAAGAAACUGAUAAGGACGAUAAGCUACCUCUAUCUUCUUGUCAUGAUGUUUUGUACCCUUCCCAGGAAAUCAAGUUAGCAAAUGAAGCUGUUACGGUGGAAGAUAAGAAUAUUAAAAAUAGUGAAGAAAAUAAUAAAGAAAAUCUACAUGAUGGUAGGCCAGCAAAUACAAUAACUAUCACCAAUGAUAUGGGUAAAGAGUUUGCUGCUUCUGAAGUAAAUAAAAUGGAAACAACUUUAUCUGUUGAAAACUUGUGUGAUACAAUGAAGUCGUAUGAACAAGUAAAGGAACCUUUAAUGAAUGAAUCUACUGCAUCAGCUGUUGAUGCAUUAUUAAGCGUGUCUCGAGAUGCAGACAGAGUUACUCGAAAUAUUAGUAAUGAUCCGCCUGAAGAUUUAUUUGAAGAUGAUAAUAAAGAUAUUGGAACUAAUAACAACGUCAAUGGUAUCAAUGAUAAUGUAAAUGAGACAAAUUCUGUCAACAAAGAUUUAGUACUAAACUCGGAAACUGAACAUGAUCCUCACGUAAACACUAAAAAUAUUAUUAAUGAAAAUAUUGAUGUCAUUGAACAGCCUGAAACAAAUUCUUUAGAAAAUAAAUCUAUUUCAAUGGAUAUUGUGGAAUUACCUAUAGAUGAAAAGAUAAUAGAAAAUAAUAAUUCUUCAGAAAAUGUAGAAAAUGUGCCUUCUGAAUCUGAUCUGCAAAUAGCAGAAGCACUUAUAAAUUUGCCAGCAACGGCCAUACAGAAUAAAUGUAAUGACCAUCAAGAUAUUUUUAUACCAACAGAGAUAAAACACUCUAAAGAAACAAUUUUAAAGACCUCUGAUGAUAUAGCAAUUGAAGAUCAUGUUUUAGAUGAAACAGAAGAUGAUAAGAAAUCACCUGAUUUGAAACUUUCAUCUGAUGAUAAUAUAAAUGUUCGAUUUGAAACCGAACAAGAAAAAAGUGAAAAUUUGAAUGCCGCUCAAUCAUUAGUGCAGAUGUCAGAAUCCGUAGAUCAUAAAAUUAAUAUUAUUGAAACAAAUACUGUAAAUAAUAAUGACGCCACAGAUGUAAGUUCAUAUAGUUUAAAACAGAAUAAUGGAAUAGAUAAUAUUAAUACAGUGGAACAAAAAGUAGCUUUACUAUCCAGUGAUCCUGGUAGUGAACCAAUUCCUAAACCUAAAUUUGAAACCACCUCCUCCAAAUUAUUAAAAAUUUUAGAAGAACCUGUUCCUCCAAAACUCUCUUUAACAAAGUCUACACCGACUAAGCAGAUUAUAAUACAACACAAAGAAAAAAAUUUAAAUUUUGAUAUUGCUAAAUCAUCAUUAUCCACAAAAAAUUCUCCAGUUAUCAUACGCCGGACGCCCUCUAACAAAACCAUAAUUAAUAACUUGAAUGAAAUAUCUUCAGAAAAAAUUGUAUUAUCACGUAAUAAUAAGCCUGUGCAAGAUGCGUCUUCGGUGCAAACUUAUACUAUUCAGACAGCCUCUGAAAAUACUACUGGCCCUAAUACUAUUACAAUAAUUCAGCAAAAACUUAGGAAAGUGCCGAAAACAUCCUCAAAGCUACACAAAAUUAAACCGAACCAAUCUCAGAAUUCUCUUGUUUCUCCAUUGGUCGACAAUAAAUUACAAAAUGAAACAACUGAUGAAGCAAUGUUUGAUAUUAAUUCUAUGCCCAUCGUUUUGUCAGAUGAUCUAUUGACACCGGAGAGUAUUGAGAAAAUGCCGAUUGUUAUGUCAGAUGGUAAUAUUAUUUCUAACACACAGCAUCCGCCCAAACUAAUUAAAACAAAACCGUCUGCAGUUGAAAGUGAUAAAAAUUCAGCACAUAAUAAACCUGAAGUGAAAACAUUACUUAUGAAUCCAGUGACAGAAGUAAAUAAGAUAACUCCCAAUAUUCUUUCUAAGUCGUCAAAAUUACGUGGCACUAAGCCUAUGUUGGUAAUUGAUAAAGCAACUGGUAAACAAAAAAUAAUAGUCACCAAGACAGAACCUAUUAUUAAAGAAGUUAAACAAACCCCGACAUUAAUACAACCAGCACCCCAGAGUACUGGAAAAGCAGAAAAAUUUAUAAUCUUACCAACACCUAGUUCGCCUAGACCAGGAGGGCGUCCUCAAAAAAUUGUUAUUGAUCCGCAAACGGGUAAAGCUCAUGUACUAGUUGCUAAAGGACCAGAUACAUCUAUCAGUGCAGUGGCUGAAAAUAAGCCCGUAUCCGCCAAGUUAAUACCAUCUUCUUCGGAUGGUAACACACCUGGUGGCACCGUAAUGAUUAUAACUAACGCUCAAGGCGCUAAAUCUAGAAUAGUUCUUACUCCCGAGCAUGAAAAGAUGCUAUUUCCCAAUAAACAGACCGCUAAUAUGUCGCAAUUGAAAACGAUCACUCAUCGGAUAUCACCUAACCUUAACUCGGGGAAUAUCCAAAAAACUGUAGUAACAGGUGUUGCUCCUAUCAAAAAUCAGACAAGAAUUGUACCGAAACAGAAAAAUGCGAUAAUUACUUCUAAAGGUCAAUUGAUUGUAGGAGGUCGUGUCGCUACAGCUACUCAGAACAUAGCUCCAAUGCCUGAAAUACGACCCAGUCCAAAACGGAUUAUAGCUGCUGCUGAACCACCAAAAAAAAUUAUACAAACUAUACAAAAGACGUCAUCGGAACCGCUAAUAUUCUUACAACAAAAGUCUGGGACAGUAGUACAAUUAACAGCAUCACAAUUUGAACACUUUCAAAGGACUGGACAGAUUAUCCAAAAGGUAUCGGCACCUAUACAUGAAAAUAAAAUUAUCGUCCAGAAAACAAAAACGAUUCCUGCCAAUGAAAUGAUCGUUUCAAAAUCGAGAGCAAGGAAAACCGCCAUUGAAUCACCGAUGCCCGCCAAAAAGAUAAAACAUGAAAUAGCAAUAGCACCAGCUCCGGUGCUUACAUCGAUGCCUGCCUUGGCGCCUAUAUCGAAUCCACCCAUUACAAGUCUCUUACAACCGAAUAUCGUUUCAAGUACCAUCUCUGUUACUACGACACCCACAUACCCUGAAUUGGAGAAUUUUGAAGAACUACUACCAUCUACUGCAAUCGUACGACAGUCGGAGGUGGGAGCAUCGCAGGCAGAGCCGUCUGUCCCCGCGCCCGCGCUGGCUCCCCUGCUGUCCGCCGCCCCCGCGCCCUCGACGACCCUGACUCCCGCGCCUGCCCCUGCAGCCGCCCCUCCUGCGCCUCUCUCCGAUGGUCAACUGCUGGCAGUACCCGGAGAGCACUUUGGUGGCCCACAAGGCUCUUUCUACCUCUGUGUCGAGGACAAUGGCACUUUAACACCCAUAGACAAUAGACCUUUGGUUUUGGAAAACAAUCAACUCGUACCGAUGGCCGUUGAACCUAUACCGAUUCUCGCUCCACAACCAGAACGUCGAGAUAUACUUGAAGCGGCUUUGGCGAAUAGCGAUGUGUUUCACGCAGAAACGCCAAGGGACGAGGCACCCGAUUUUCGAGAUUUAAAUGCGAACGUUUCGGUACACUGUCGCGUGUCCGAAACGAGUACAACUUUAAAUCAGCCUAUAAUGACCCCGGUCGAAAUGCCCACGAAAGGUGACAGCGAACCUACGGUCCCCUCCAACUUGGAAGACGGACUCGCCGUAAUAGGCGUUACACCACAUACGGUCCCUACUUCGCUUGAAUUGCCCAUUACCGUCACAGAUCCAAGAAUAGCUCCCAAAACAACAGAUCCAUUAAGUGGGACAAACUAUGGAACUACAUUGUUACCAUCCCCAAAUACAGAAAUGACUUUUGUGACUACUGAGGAAGUAGAUAUGCCAUCGGUUGGUCCCAUUUCGAUGCCAAUAUUAACUGACGAAGAAUCUGUAGGUAAAUCUAUGCCAAUACUGACUGACGAUGUAGCUGAGAGAACGGUUUCAUCUGUUGAAUCUACGAUCGGAUCGCCGUCGUCUAUUGAUGUGAGGGAAUCUGAGACGGAGGACGGGAGUAACUGGACUCGACGACUCCUAACGCCCGGCUCUGAUACGUCAGAGACUUCCGCAGAAAUCCCUCUUCAACCCGUUAUACAACUUUCUGCAAACGAGUUGUCUCGUCACAGCUAAACAUGGAAUUAUAGGGUCUGUGUCUAAUACGGUUUAUGAAAAUUUCUUUUUUUUAUUUUCAAGAGAAUUUUAUUUAUUGAUAGGUUCUUGGAGUAAAACUUUACAUUACAUAUUUUAAAUGUGCAAUAGAAUAAGACGUGACUCUAUCAUUGUACACUAUUAGAAGCGACGAAGCUUGAUAUGACUUGUUGUUUCGAGGUGUGUUUUUUUACUAUUCGCCUCAAUUUCAUAAAGUGUGAUUAUUGAUUCUUGUUAAAGUUUAUGUCACUGUAAUUUAAAAGUGAGCUUGUGUACGUUACAAACGUACAACUGUGUAAAUAUAUUCACAUACCGUGAAAGAGCAUAUUGUAUGACUUUUUUAUUUGAAUUUCUUAUUCAAAUUGAUGCAUUAGUGCAGAAAAAUAUAUAAAUUAAGAAUUACAUGUAAUUGUAAAUUUAAUUGAAUAAUGAUAUUGUUGGAUCGUAUCUGUAAUAUAUAAAAGUUUAGGUAUAUAAUAUUUUUAUAACGUCGGAAAAGGCUUGUGUGUAAUCUUUACACAGAAAAAUAAGGACAGUUGUGGUGUGUUCAUACAAGCGUAUGUACAUGUCGGAAGUGUAGACGGGUCCUAGACCUAGCGUCAAAUAGGGCCAGUUUAUUAUUACACAGGAAUGAAUGACUAUAUCAUGAUGUAGUGUUAAUGUUAAGUACAAUAUUGUUGAGUAACUAUGAAGCCUAUGUAACUAAAGCAGAUAUUGGUUUGUUUGUGUGAUCUACGACAGAAUCUAGAUCGUGGAAUGGAGUCGUUAGAAUUAACUUCUGUGUAGUUUUAAUGAAAAUAAAUUUUAAUCAUAAUUAUUGUGCUUUAAUUAUACUCUUGAACUAAAUAUCUUAGAUUUAUGCAAUACCACUGUACUGUCUUAUUCAAUUUUAAUCGUUUUAAGAAAGCAAUUACUGAUUUCUGAUUAUCAGAGCGCGCGGCCAGAGAACAAUAGGAUCCCAACAAUUAUUCAUGAGUUGAAAUGCAUGGGACAUUACAU
Achroia grisella is the source of this 7267-nucleotide messenger RNA. RefSeq lists its product as uncharacterized. The coding region runs from base 293 to 6250 and encodes 1985 amino acids. Lineage: Eukaryota; Metazoa; Arthropoda; Insecta; Lepidoptera; Pyralidae. The record is from RefSeq and is a predicted model, not a curated record. The transcript is spliced from 5 exons.